AUGCGGCGUCGCCAACCAACACCAAGCUCUUCCUCCGACGAUGAUAGCGAUGGGUCAGACAUUGAGAGCUGCUUCGACGCAAAGGAUGAGCAAGAGGAGACUGACGCUAACACUGAGCCGACGGAUAUUGAUACCGAUACUGAUCUGGUGGAUAUUAACAUCGAUAUCAAUAGAUGCGAUGAAGCAGAUCUGGCAUGGAUUAUUGGAGACGACAACGCCCACCCACUAGAAUAUUAUCUUGAUCAAGAGAAUGAUUCCGACGAAUCCGAAGAUAAAGGCUACGAACCUCAGUGCGACCUCAUGCGGGCGGCCUGUCGGAUAACUCGAUGGAUCGAUCCUGAUCGGCCACAAGAACUCACGCUCAAGCAAUCCCUAUCAGUCAAUCAGGAUCCCUAUAUCCGCCGCGUCAUUAGACAACGAGAGAAGUGGAAGCGCUGCUUUCAGGGUACAGGCACAGCGACACAACAGCCCGGAUACCGAAUCCUUGGCCGCGAAAUCUCUAACACAAGGCAGCAGCUCAGAUCUGCACUCCUGAAGCGGAUCCAACGUCAAUGGGACCUGGAGAACCCGGUUAAUGAGGUCGAGCUACAGCUCUCCAGGCUCAAGUUCGACCAGGAGGUUAAGACUAACCUGGACUUGGCCGACGACAUGCCCCCGGUCCAGAGGCGCUUGGUUGAGACGAUAAUAACCCUCCCGGGAACGACCUUGGAGGAAGAGCUUCACCGACGCAACGCUGCCAUUGACGCGGUCGCUGCCUACUGUAAAUUCCAGGAAGGGGGAGCUGCUGCUCAACCACGUAGGAGGGCGAUUCCAUCGCCCUCCAAAGAGACCAACCCGCAGCUGGCAGCCGCGGAAGCAGAGAAGCAAGCCCUUGGUGCCGCUAUGUUGCUGGUUUUUACGGAAAAGAGGCCAACUAUCUGCUUCCUUUGCUUAGGGGAGCAAACCUUGCCGUUCGAAAAGCGCACCAAGUCAUUUGCGAGCCCAGGAGAUUUAACAAAACAUUUCAAACGGAAGCAUCUGGCUCAUAUCACAAAAGGAGAUCGGCUCGGGUGCAAGGUCUGUCGAAUGACUUUGCAGCAUAAACAGCAUCUCCAGAAUCACGCAGAGAGCGUCCACGGGACGGUUUCUUGA
Lachnellula hyalina is the source of this 1131-nucleotide messenger RNA. RefSeq lists its product as uncharacterized. Bases 1 to 1131 code for a protein of 376 amino acids. The record is from RefSeq and is a predicted model, not a curated record. The transcript is spliced from 2 exons. Lineage: Eukaryota; Fungi; Ascomycota; Leotiomycetes; Helotiales; Lachnaceae.